AUGCCUGUUCGCAACGCUCUUCCGGAUGUCAGUUUUCGGGGCCAUGCCGAGACGGGUAAGGCCAGCGACUUGUCUAAGGAAGCCCAUUUCAGCAGAUUGUACCCCGGUUCGAAGUUUUGCAGUGAUGAUUCACCACUCAUGACCGUAGUGCCAUCGCGCUGUCUGCCUCCUCCGUUCAGAGCCUGUGGCUACUCCUUUGCUGACUGGUGUCUUCGUCGUCGUUUCGUCGGUCUUCUUCAGCCGUCGUUGUGCUGCCACGUCCCCGGCUGGCAGAGGGCGAUGAGCAGGUUCUGA
Soboliphyme baturini is the source of this 294-nucleotide messenger RNA. The record is from the annotation of a GenBank genome assembly. NCBI's taxonomy places the organism in Eukaryota, Metazoa, Nematoda, Enoplea, Dioctophymatida, Soboliphymatidae.